AUGGAUUUCUCCGCGUCGAUGAUCAGCAGUACCAGUGGGUAUGUCUGGGUAGCCCCGACGCCCAUGGUUAUGAUGCCUGCACCAGCAAUCGAAGAGGAGACAGCAGUGGUAAAGCCGACUUGGAGGUUAUACGCCAAUAUCCUUGUGGCGGUACUGCAAGCGCUACAGUUCGGAUGGUCCACCUCGCAAAUGAACAACUCGAUUUUCAAUAACGAGGUCGACUGCAACGCAAGACCCAUCGCACCAGGCACCUGCCUCAUGUUCCCCGGCCACACCAAGACGGAGUGGACCAUUGCCGUCAGUUCCUGGAUUGUUGGAGGCAUGAUCGGGUCUCUUUUAACCGGACGAGUGUCCAACAAGUUCGGUCGUAAACCUACUAUGAUGGCCAACUGCCUCUUCAUGAUAGCAGGUGGGGCAGUCCAGGCUGCUGCUUGUAACAUUACGAUAUUCACAGUUGGCCGCGUCUUCGCCGGUAUCGCGGCGGGCGGCUCAACGGCCGUCAUUCCGGGAUUCAUUGGAGAAAUCUGUCCGCCACACCUCCGCAGUAAACUGGGCGUGUGUUUCCAGAUCUCCAUCACACUCGGCCACCUGUUAGUUGCGAUCACCUUCUUCUUUGCCAGUACCAGUACUGGUUGGAGGUAUAUCGCUGGAUUCCCCAUCGUACUAGCGUCACUGUUUCUGCUUCUGGCACCCGUCGUGCUGGUUGAAAGUCCCGCAUGGUUGCUGAUGGUGAACAAACCUAACGAGGCGGAAAAAGAACUAGCGCGUCUAUUUGGUGAGGACAAUGUGUACACCGCCAAGAAAUGGAUCAACCAGCAGCAAGAAGACCCCGAGUCCAAACGUGAAGGAAGCGUUCGACUGCAGGACCUCGGCAUGUCAAUGAUAGCGCCACCCGCAGAUGCAGGACAACAGAGCUCGCUCUCGAAACUCUUCUCAAGGUUGCUGCUUCCACAGAUGCUGACGGCCAUCGGUGUGGCCGGAGCCCAGCAACUCACGGGUGUGAACGCUGUGUUCUUUUAUUCUUCCGGUAUUUUCAAGCAGGCCGGACUCUCGGACAGUCGAAUUGGUGUCUUGUUGGUCAAUUUUGUGAAUGUUUUACCCACUUUGGUCUGUGGAAUGCUAGCGGCUCGUGUGGGUAACCGUAUGCUCAUCUUGUACGGAUUCGUGGGCAUGCUGCUUAGUGCGGUGGGUAUUACCGUGUCGCUUGUGGCUAGUUUGUCUCCACUGGCCAUUGUGUUCGUUGCUCUUUAUGUGACUACGUUUGGUGCGAGUCUUGGGCCACUGGCGUGGGGAGUCAUGGCUGAUCUCUUUCCGGACGACGUGCGAGCCGUGGGCUGCUCGAUUUGUGUGGGUUGUAGCUGGUUGUGCAGUCUAACGAUCGGACUGGUGUAUCCGUAUCUCGCUGCUGCGUUGGAGAACUACAGCUUCGUGCCGUUCAUGUACACGAUCACACUGUCGUUCCUCUUCUUCUUCUCCAUCGUGCCUGACACGUACGGCAAGACCAUCCAAGAGAUCCAAGACGAGUUCAACGCCAAGUGGCAGAAAUCUAAAAAGAAGCCUCAGUGGCGAAUGUCUGGUAACAGUCAGAUCCCGGUGCUGGGAUAA
Phytophthora nicotianae INRA-310 is the source of this 1605-nucleotide messenger RNA. RefSeq lists its product as hypothetical. Gene Ontology annotation, cellular component: membrane. Gene Ontology annotation, biological process: monosaccharide transmembrane transport. Gene Ontology annotation, molecular function: hexose transmembrane transporter activity. The transcript has a single exon. The record is from RefSeq and is a predicted model, not a curated record. Lineage: Eukaryota; Oomycota; Peronosporomycetes; Peronosporales; Peronosporaceae. Bases 1 to 1605 code for a protein of 534 amino acids.